Penicillium diatomitis is the source of this 1323-nucleotide messenger RNA. Its product is annotated as FAD-dependent oxidoreductase. The transcript is spliced from 4 exons. The record is from RefSeq and is a predicted model, not a curated record. Gene Ontology annotation, molecular function: FAD binding. Lineage: Eukaryota; Fungi; Ascomycota; Eurotiomycetes; Eurotiales; Aspergillaceae. The coding region runs from base 1 to 1323 and encodes 440 amino acids.
AUGGGCGAUCUUGUAAGGAACCAUGUGACUGUGGGCAUCGUCGGCGGGGGUGUGGCUGGUCUCGCCCUGGCCAAGAUGCUGGAGAUGUCAGGCAUCUCUUAUCGCCUGUGGGAGUCGCACCAUCGGUUUGCGCCUCUCGCAGGAGCUAGUGUUGGAGUCCUGCCGAAUGGCCUGCGAAUCUUGGACCAGCUGGGGAUGAUCAAUGCAAUCAAUCAAUACAAUGUCAAGCGUCAGGUAUGGGAGCAUCGUGAUGCAAACGGAAAGCUCCAUGCGAGCUUUAAUCCGGGCGCUGUGAUGGAGGAAAAACUGGGUUAUGGUGGAGUGUUGAUGGAAAGACAUCAUUUACUUCGGAUUCUACAUGAAAGCAUCGACGACAAGACGAAACUGUUCUCCUCAAAACGAGUGGUCUCCGUCUUACAGGCAGAUAGUGGAGCCACAAUCGUUGCCGACGAUGGUUCCCAACUGGCGUGCGAAAUUCUUGCUGGUGCAGACGGCGUCAAGUCCGUCGUUCGCCGUGAGAUUGAGAAAGAUACUAUGUCCAGAUCAGAGAAUCCCGAUUUCCAGUUUGAUGCGCGGUUCGUCUGUGUCUGGGGUAUCUCGGACCCAGUCUCGAGCAUUGGACCGGGUCGGUCAUUUACCAUAUACCGACCCGGUGUAUCACUGCUGGUGUUCAGUGGCCACGGCGGGGUGACUUCCUGGUUUGUGACCCGGGAGAUCCAGGCUGGUGAAGCAUCUCGGCAAUUCUCCGAACAAGAAAGUCAGGCAUUGUGUGGACAGGUCGCCGAUGUCACGGUCACAGAUGGAAUAAAGUUUGCGGCGAUUCUCAGAAAGAGGCGUUUCACUAUCAUGACCGCCUUAGAAGAGGGCCUUGCCGAAAGAUUCUUUUCCGGCAGACUUUUUCUGCUGGGUGAUUCAGCCCAUAAGAUGGUCCCUCACGGAGCGAUGGGUGCAAACCAGGCUCUAGAAUCAGCCGCAGCAUUUACCAAUCUCCUCCGACCAUUAGUAUCUCAGACAAGAAUGGGAGGCAUGCGAACAAUCCUCUCUCGACCUGAGGUUGAAUCUUGUCUCAGCCAAUAUGAAAAGCGGCGUCGGGAUCGAGCGGCCGCCGUUCUUCGAGCAUCUCGACUCGGCUGCCGAGCUCAUUUGAAGAUAGGCCCUGAAAGUGAGGCUUACUGGUCUAAUUUACACCAGAUGACAAGCUCUGAGGGGAUCGCUAAGAUGCUCACUUCAAUGUGUAGUGCAGAGAAACUUGCUGAUUGGGACGGAGGGAGCUCGAACGUCAAGGUAUAUACAUCCUUUGCGCGGGCUCAACAAGCAGAUUAG